Pezoporus flaviventris is the source of this 1783-nucleotide messenger RNA. RefSeq lists its product as uncharacterized. The transcript has 4 exons. The record is from RefSeq and is a predicted model, not a curated record. Bases 119 to 1783 code for a protein of 554 amino acids. NCBI's taxonomy places the organism in Eukaryota, Metazoa, Chordata, Aves, Psittaciformes, Psittacidae.
GUGUCCAUUGGGACACAGGGAGCGAGGGGAAGUUUCCCAGAGCUGCAGCAGACACUGAAGCAGACCCCUGAGGCGUUUCUGUGCGCCACCUGGGUUGGAGUCGCUGCCCUGGGUCGCGAUGCUGAGUGUUUGUGCACAACCUCUGUUCUUUAGCAAGCUGCCCAUCGACACGGCCUGCUGCCUCUGCCAGCACAAGCACAGCACUGAGACCCCGUGCAGGACCCUCAGCUUCGACUGCAUGAGCGUGUGCAACAGCACUGUUCCCCGCUGCGCUCCCCUGGCAGAGACACCAGGGCUCCUAAUGGGACCGGUGCCCCCCAAGAAAGGGAACAACAGGUCCGUGUUGAAUCUCCAGCCUAAGGAGCCUUCACUCAGGGAGCAGAGAACCGUCACGCUCACAGUUGCCCGGAGCCUGAGCAGCCCCGAUGCAUCAGCACCUUCCCCUCAGCAGCUCUCGAGGCAGGAGGGCAACACCGCCAAGGAGCUGACGCUGAUGCUGCGGAGCAUUCAGCACGGGGGCUGGAGCAGCUCUAUCGACACCAGGAGGCUCUAUUUCCUAGCAGAGGGGCUCGUGGCACAGCUAAAGAACAAGCUGCACAAGGCCAUGAGCAUCCUGACUGUGAAAAGCCCCAGCACAGCCCGGCCAGCGCAGAGGGACAAGGGGCACGAGGUGGCAGUAGGGGAGGGAGGAAGAGCCAUAAACUGGCAGCAACAGGAGCCGGGCUUAGGCUUGACCCGCGCAGAGUCCAUCUUAUGGGAAGCAGAGCGGAGCAUGAACCUCAGCGACGUCCUCCCAGUCUCUAGUCACCAGAGAAUACCCAGCCCUCCUGCAGCACAGCCCCCUGCACAAUACCCAACAGAGGACCCAAAUCUCGACCGGUCUGGCGAGAGUCAGGAUCAUUCCCACGCCAUGGGGCAGACCAACACGCCUGAUAGGAUGGAGAAUGAGGAUAGUGCAGAAAAUGAGGAGGAAGCACCAUCCCCAACACAGGACUCUGCUGGGACAGAUGAGGAGCAGAAGCAGCAGGACAGCGAUGGGACAGUGGGCAGCGAGGGUGCAGAAGAAGAGCCCGCAGCAGCAGAGGGUAGAGCAGAGCAGAGACUGAGCACUAUCCAGCGUUUCUUCUAUGCUCUGGUGGCUAAAAACGGCCCCCCUGCUGCCAACAGCACACCAGAGGACACGGCUGCAGCAGAGCGUUCCUCUCUCGGCGGGAGACCACCCACCGCCCCUGCAAGCACCACCACACACGGGCAGCACAAGGAGCAGGAACCCCCGAGCCCAAGGGCACAGGGCAGCUCCAGCGCCCCGGGCGGUGCGGCCACACGAGGACCCCCCUUUGACACCCUGCUCAGCCGCCACCUACACUCUCUGGUGACAGAUGGAGCCCUGCGCAGGUUCAUGGCACAGGUGGCUCGAGCCCUGCGCAAGGACUGUGGCCUGCCCCAGCUCCAGCAGGCCUGCGCCGAGAUGGUCUCGAGGACGGAGCUGCUCCUGAGGCUGCUGAGUGAGAGGCAGCGUGACCCGGAGCCCUCUGACCUCCUUGAGCAGUGUGUGCGGGAGGAGGAUGCCGGCACCUCUCGUCCCCAUGCCCAAGUCCAGGCCAGGGAGAUGGGCAGUGAAUCUGCAGAGACGGAGAUGGCCAAUCACACCUAUGACCGCUGGCUGCCGCUGGCCCUCUCGUUGUUACUGACCUUCAUCACGUCCGUUGCUCUCCUGGUGCAGUGCUGUUUCAAGCACCCGUUGCUUCCAGCCGUGCAGCAAUGCCCCUGCUCCCUGCCCUGA